GCCAAAUGGCAAGUAGAAAAGACUAUUUUGAUAGGAAUGCUUCAAGAGUAUAUCUGCUUGAUAGCUUUCCUCGGUGGAGAGCGUUCAAAGAAGAAAAUGGCAUAGAAACUGACAGGGAUGUUGCGAACAUGCUGCUUGAUCGGUACAUGGCAAGGAAUCUGAACGUUUGGUGUGUGAUGAUAAGACAUGAGACAAGAAAACAUUUGAGCUUUAAAUUCGUAUCAUAUAUAGCUAUGUACUGUAUUGAUAAAUAUAUUUGCAUAUUUUAGCGACGCAGAGAUUCAAACGGAUGAGGCGAGGACAUUGUCAAGCGAUAAGUCAGUGACAACUCCGACCAGAAGCAGGAAUGAACAUGAUUUCCCCCUUCCUGGUAAGAUAUUGUUGUUGCCGUAAUUAUUAAAUUAAAACACGUUUACAUGAUGCUCAUGAACACAUAUGACAAGCAAAUGUAACUAGGAUGUUCUUUUAUCUAGUUGAUAGUUCAACACCAAGCACUACAACUACAAGAAGUCGGCGGUGCUUGUCUGUGGAUACAAUUUCAACAUUGUCUGCAAAGUCUUUCCGGUAAUUUGAGUCUCAACUCUAUCAUCACAUCUCAUUGUUCGAACAAAUGCAAACAAACAAUGAAAAAUUACUGUUAAAGUUAGGGUACACUCUGUAUGUAAACAAAGCCUUUGUUUACAUUUCGGUAUUCAAAAUAUUGAACUUUAUUCAACAACUAUUUAUAUUUUCAUGCUUGUACAGUAUAAUCAAUGAUCAAGAUACAACAAUCAGGCUUUGCAAGAACAUAAAAUGAAAUAAAAACCUAAUUAAAGUGUUUAUAUCACGGCAUGAGACUCCUAUGUGUGCAUGUGCAGACUGGACUGUACCGUAUCUUUAACCAAUAAUUUCCUGCUAUAUAGCUUUACUGUAUAUUUUUACUUAUUAGAUCUGACCCAUAUAUCCCAUAAGUGAAGAGACCUUGAGUGCAAGUUCUCCUGGCAUGAAAAGUGAUAGUGAAGAAAGUGAAGGUGACAUUGAUGACUUAUUAAUACAAAUUUAUUACAGGCAUUAAAAUUAUUUUAUUGGUAAGUCAAGAAUUCUUUAGAAAUAUAUUACUGUCGUUCCAAUUGAAGUGUUGCUCAAAUAUUGAUUCAAUACAUUACCUUGGGCUGACCAAUUCAUUUCAUUGAGUUCCUCGAGAUAUUCAUAGACUUCCUAGUAUAAUUGUAAACUUCCUGUUCAAUAGUUUGAAUGCACCAAUCACCUUUGUUGUUUGUGCAACUAACCAAUCAUAAAUAGAAAGGAAGUGACCAGAAAUGAUCAAAUACUUGGAAUUGACUCUUUCACAGGAAGUGUAUGAAUAUCUCGAGGAACUUGAUCAAAUGAAUUGGUCAGCCCGAGGUAAUGUAUUUAAUCAAUAUUUGAGCAACACUUCAAUUGGAACGACAGUAAAUCCAUGUUAUCAAUACAUAACUAUACCAUAUAUAGCACAUACUUGUAUACCUGAAAUUUUAGAUCAUUUGAUCCUGGUUUUGAUCAACCAUUGGUAGAUGACUUGCUCAAUGUAACUAUCAAUGCACAUGAUGGAGAUGAGCCUGAUGAUGGGAUUGAAGAAGGCGGAUCCAGCCAACCAGUUACAUUACAUCUGUGUGUCUCGACCGUAGAAGUUGUGAUCUCUACAUCUACAUCACAUCUCUACAUGGGAGUGUCUGUAAAUGACAAGAUUGUGGUCGUCCCUUGGUUUAUCAUAAAAUCUAUGUGGGAACAUGCCUUGUGGUAUCCUGGAAGUGUCCGUCUGGGCAUGUUGGUGGGAGAUGGGCAGCUCAACCAUCUUGUAACAAGAUCAGAGCAGGAAAUCUGA
Paramuricea clavata is the source of this 1843-nucleotide messenger RNA. NCBI's taxonomy places the organism in Eukaryota, Metazoa, Cnidaria, Anthozoa, Malacalcyonacea, Plexauridae. The record is from the annotation of a GenBank genome assembly.